UUUACUCCCUUCCUCCUGGAGCCUCCUCCGGGCUGAGCCCAUCACGUGCCCCGGGGAGGGUCCAAGGUCCAGCCGCGCAGGGGCUGUGGAAGCGAGGGCUGGCAGCCUGCUGCAAAAUGAAGCGCCUGUUCUUCCUCCUCGGUGUCCUGCGGCUCCUUGCUGCUGCAGCUGCCGUGUACAAGCAGUGGAUCCCCAACACCAAUUUUGAAACCGCCUCCAACUGGGAGAAAGGCAGAGUCCCCUGUGCCAGCGACGUGGUUCGUUUUGAGAAGAACAAGGUCGUCUCAGUCUUCGUCGGGUCUCCCCAUGCGCUGACGGACAUGUACCUGCCCCUGAAUGGAGAAUUCGUGCUGGCAUCUGGUGCAGGAUUUGCAGCUUUCGAUGGCAGCUGGGAUCCAGGCUGUGACUCAGGUGCGACAGUGAGGUUCGCUGAUGCUGAGCACCACGCCUGGUUCGACCCCACGCUGUGGCAGGCCGUGUCCCCCGACAGGGAGCUGGAGCCAAGCGGGCGCAUCUUUUCUGUGGAUGAGGAACGCGUCCCGUGCCGCUACGACGAUGUUAUUUUCCAGCCCGAAACCUCCUUCCGGGUAAACGUCGACUCAUCGCAGCGAGUGAUUCAUCUCCGCAGCAUCUCUCUCAUGGGCCAGGAGCUCAGCAGCCCCGAGGCCUGGGCUGGGUACCUGCGGGGUCCCUCUGCCCCGCUGCAGUUUCACGGCAAUGGCACUCUCCGGGUGACGGGCACCGGCUGUCCCGACAAGUCCGGCUGUGCCUGCGGGAACGCCCCGGAUGGCCACCGCAUCUGCGCGGCCCUGCUCGGGGCGUCGGGGAGGCAGUGCCCAGCGCCAGCGUGCCAGAGCCCUUUGCAGCCCCUUGGCCACUGCUGCGGGGUCUGUGGAGCCACCAUUAACCUGGAUUUCACUCCUGAUUUUGACCUGCAGAAGUACCAGGACAGACUGGUCCAAGGCUUGCUGAGCCAGCCCAAGUAUGCCAGCGUGCGGAUGGCCAUAUCCAAGGUGCACAAAGCGCAGACCUUCCUGGGAGUCAUACCCCGAAGCUCCACUCCUCUCAUCCAAAUCGUGCUGAUCGAUGAUGGAGCAGGAGCGCAGACGGGCAGCACUGCGGAGCAGCUGGCAGCAGACAUCAUGGAGGACGUAGCACAGCACGGUGAAACACUUGGCAUUUCAAGUGGCAAAAUGGAGGCGGCCACUGGCAGUGCUUUCAGCAGGCAAGCGGGCAGCCAUGCAUUGAACAGGAUCAUAGCGGGGACGGUCUCGGGGCUACUCUUCAGUCUCCUAUUGCUUGGAGGGAUCCUCUUUCUCUACAGAAAGGGAAAGCUAAGAUUGCCCACCCUGCGCCCGCCCCGGCCCUGGGACGGGGCAGAGGAGACGGCAUCCCCUGACCCAGCCAGUGACAAAGGCUUCGACAACCCCAUGUUUGGUGUGCCACUGCAGGAGCCACCGAGCACUGACUGUGGAGAGGAGACACUGCAGGAGAUGGCUCCCAAAGACCACCAGGUCUUCUACCUCAACCCUCUGUACGAUGCAAGCGAGACGGAGACCUGACGGCGUGGCGGCAGCCACCACCUCCCUGGGAACACUGCCGCCUCUCCAGCCCUCACAGCCCCUCUCAUCACUCCUGGUGGGAUCUAAGAACAAGCAGGUUCCUCCUGAAUAAAAGUGUCCGCGUGGUGAAGGAAACCACAGCAAACCUUCACCAUUAGGGCUCAGCCACACAGA
Messenger RNA from Aquila chrysaetos chrysaetos, 1736 nucleotides. It is a transcript of the gene AMN, whose product is annotated as amnion associated transmembrane protein. The record is from RefSeq and is a predicted model, not a curated record. Lineage: Eukaryota; Metazoa; Chordata; Aves; Accipitriformes; Accipitridae. Gene Ontology annotation, biological process: receptor-mediated endocytosis; intracellular protein localization. Bases 117 to 1562 code for a protein of 481 amino acids. The transcript is spliced from 12 exons. Gene Ontology annotation, cellular component: endocytic vesicle; apical plasma membrane.